Molecule: messenger RNA, 377 nt
Organism: Meloidogyne enterolobii
Lineage: Eukaryota; Metazoa; Nematoda; Chromadorea; Rhabditida; Meloidogynidae
Source: the annotation of a GenBank genome assembly
UUUACUGUUUAUUUUCUAAAUUUAUGAUGAAAAUCACAAUUUAUUGUUUGUUUUUACUAUUAAAAUUUAUAAUUACAACAACAUUUAUUUAUCCUGAAGAUUUGGCAGAAAAUUUAUUAAAAAAUAUUAGUGCAUUUAAUUCUUCUAAAGAAAUUACCUUACUUUUCACCGGUGACACUCAAUACCACUUUCCCUGCGUUUCAAUCAAUCAGCAAUGCAAGGAAAGGAGUAAAAAUUGUUCUGCUCAAACAAACACAAAAAAUACAGUCAUCGACAUAAAGAUAGGGGCAAGUGUAAAUGAAAUGAAAAUUAACUAUUUUUCGGUCAAAAAAUACGUUCUAUAUAGCAAUCGAAAGCUCUAUUCGUAUCUCAGUUGA